Molecule: messenger RNA, 1008 nt
Organism: Terrapene triunguis (Three-toed box turtle)
Lineage: Eukaryota; Metazoa; Chordata; Testudines; Emydidae
Product: cyclin-D1-binding protein 1 homolog
Exons: 1
Coding region: 1-1008 (335 amino acids)
Biological process (GO): regulation of cell cycle
Cellular component (GO): nucleus
Source: RefSeq, a predicted model, not a curated record
AUGACUUACAAUGGUUUAUUUGUACCAAUAGAGGCUGUUGGAUUCAGCAGAGGUCUUUUGUUAAGGAUCAAGUUGAAUGCAGUAAGUUGUGGCUGGAGUAAGCCAUUUACUGACCUUUAUUGUUUGACCAGGCCUCAGAUUUUGGACUUUUGGAAGACUAGCUUGAGACACCAUGGGACUCGUUUCAAGGUGCCUAACACCCACAGCUCCCACUGGGUGUCAUGCUGCCCACAGGAGAAUGGUGGCCACUCAGCAUUUUUGCAAAUCAGGUCACGAUACUUAAAGAUAAUGAUACUUUCCCGGAAGAUGGUGCGAGAUGCCACUGCCGAGGUAGUGGAAGGAAUGAUCCAGCUCACAGACGUGACUCUCCGUACUCCACUGCAGAGUUUGUCUCAGGAGCAGCUUAUAUCAACUGGUAGUGUAUGGGAGGCUUGUGAACAGAUUUCCCAUCUGCCACAAGAUAACCAGGCAGCAGUCCUGUCAGCCAUGGCCGCCUAUCUGGGUGUGGUCAGGGAUGCGGAGGAGGAAAUGGAGCAGGCUCAGGGGGAAGAUCGGGACCCCUACAGUGACAUCAUGGAGGAUGAGGAGUUGGGCUCUCGGGGCAAUAGGGACACCUACUGGUCUGAGGCUGACCGGAAGCUACUUGGUCCCUGCAUGGGGCUGAUGAAGGCCUCCAAAGCCUGCCUGAAGAAGCUCUUGGGUGCAGUGAAGGUUCACGGCAAAGCAGACACCCCAGAACAGGUGGCUCAGCUAGAUGAUCUUACAGACAUCACCAAUGAGAUCAGCCCGAGUGUUUAUGAGCUGGCACUGAGUAUGUAUCCACCCAUGAACCAGCUGGCUGUGCGACUCAAUGCUGCCAAACUGGCCUCUGUAUUAAAGAAAGUCCUAGAAAUUACAAAGUCAAGCCAUGUGUAUCCCCCAUCAGAGGAAGGCUGGGUUCAGUUUCUCACUGGUGCGGUAGAUCACAACAUAGACAAAAUUAAGGACUUCACACAGAGUGAACUUUAG